UGGGAGAUGGUCAAGUGUCUGAUUUGAAGCCAUUCUCGGUGAAGGAUGAAGUUGCCCUCACAAGGAAGAGGGAGAAUACUGACCAGAUGAACCUAGAAAACCUGAAGAAACAGAAAGUGAAGGAGCCAAACCAAAAAAAUCAGGGAAGAUGUGGGAAAGACCAGCAGUGCCUGAAGGAAGAAAGUACAUUCUCCAUUUCAAAAGAUAUCAGAUCUGCACAGACCACCAAGCCUGUGAAGACGCGUAACGGUGAAAAGCUUUCCAAGAAAAAAGGCCAGGUGGGAAGAGGAGAAGGAGAGCCCAGGCGGCGUGAAGUGGACGCAGCUGGAGCACAGAGGCCCAUGGUUUGCGCCCCUGUACGAGCCGCUUCCUGAGGGAGUUUGCUUCUACUAUGAUGGGAAGCCCAUGAAGUUGAGCUUAGCAGCCGAGGAGGUCGCCACGUUUUAUGGGAAAAUGCUGGAUCACGAAUAUACAACAAAAGAAGUUUUCCAAAACAACUUCUUUAGCGACUGGCGGAAGGAAAUGACAGCAGAAGAGAGGAAAGUGAUCAAGCACCUGGACAAGUGUGACUUCACGGAGAUCCACAGAUACUUUGUGGACAGGACCGCCACCCGGAAGGCCCUGUCCAAGGAGGAGAAGCAGAAGCUCAAAGAAGAGGCGGAAAAACUUCAGCAAGAGUUCGGCUACUGUAUCUUGGACGGGCACCGAGAGAAGAUCGGCAAUUUCAAGACCGAGCCCCCUGGGUUGUUCCGGGGCCGCGGCGACCACCCCAAGAUGGGGAUGCUGAAGAGGAGGGUCCUGCCGGAGGACGUGACCAUCAACUGCAGCAGGGACUCCAAAGUACCCGAGCCUCCGGUAGGUCACCGGUGGAAGGAGGUGCGGUGUGACCGCACGGUCACGUGGCUGGCGGCGUGGACGGAGAACGUGCAGAACUCCAUCAAGUACAUCAUGCUGAACCCCAGCUCCAAGCUGAAGGGGGAGAGAGACUGGGAGAAGUAUGAAGUGGCUCGGCGCUUGAAAGGGGUUGUGGGCGAGAUCCGUUCUCAGUACCGGGCCGACUGGAAGUCCCGAGAAAUGAAGGCGAGACAACGCGCUGUGGCCCUUUAUUUCAUCGACAAGCUGGCGCUGCGAGCCGGGCACGAGAAGGAGGGCGAGACGGCUGACACGGUGGGCUGCUGCUCCCUCCGCGUGGAACACAUCCAGCUGCACCCAGAGGCCGACGGCUGCCCGUACGUCGUGGAGUUCGACUUCCUGGGAAAGGACUCGAUCCGCUACUACAACAGAGUGCCGAUGGAGAAGCCGGUGUACGAGAAUCUGCAGCUGUUCAUGGAGAACAAAGGCCCUGGGGCUGAGCUCUUUGACAGACUGACCACCGCCAGUCUGAACAAGCACCUGCAGGACCUGAUGGAUGGCCUGACGGCCAAGGUGUUCCGGACCUGCAACGCCAGCCUCACCCUGCAGGGCCAGCUGAGAGCGCUGACCAGAGCUGAAGACAGCGUAGCCGCUAAGAUUCUGUCUUACAACCGAGCAAAUCGGGCCGUUGCCGUUCUCUGCAACCAUCAGCGAGCAACUCCCAAGACCUUCGAGAAGUCGAUGAAGACUCUUCGGUUGAAGAUUGAGGCGAAGGUGAAGCAGGUGGCCGAGGCCAAGGCAGAGCUGAAGAAGGCAAGGGCCGACCACAGAUCCAGAGGGGACAGCAGGUCCAAGAGCUUCCUGGAGAAGAGGGGACGGCUGCUGGAGAAACUGGAGGAGCAGCUCGGGAGACUGAGCAUGCAGGCCACAGACAAGGAGGAGAGCAAGCAGGUGGCCCUGGGCACGUCCAAGCUCAACUACCUGGACCCCCGGAUCAGUGUCGCCUGGUGUAAGAGGUUUGGGGUGCCCGUGGAGAAGAUCUACAACAAGACACAGAGGGAGAAGUUCGCCUGGGCUCUCGACACGGCAGGCGAAGACUUUGAAUUCUAAAUGAGCAUCUCUGUGCCUCGUUGGAACUUAUUUUUUUUCACCAUUAAAGCAGAU
Eubalaena glacialis (North Atlantic right whale) is the source of this 2016-nucleotide messenger RNA. It is a transcript of the gene TOP1MT, whose product is annotated as DNA topoisomerase I mitochondrial. The record is from RefSeq and is a predicted model, not a curated record. The coding region runs from base 406 to 1962 and encodes 518 amino acids. Lineage: Eukaryota; Metazoa; Chordata; Mammalia; Artiodactyla; Balaenidae. Gene Ontology annotation, biological process: DNA replication; DNA topological change. Gene Ontology annotation, molecular function: DNA binding; DNA topoisomerase type I (single strand cut, ATP-independent) activity. Gene Ontology annotation, cellular component: chromosome; mitochondrial nucleoid. The transcript is spliced from 17 exons.